Molecule: messenger RNA, 1639 nt
Organism: Microtus oregoni (creeping vole)
Lineage: Eukaryota; Metazoa; Chordata; Mammalia; Rodentia; Cricetidae
Gene: Tssk6
Product: testis specific serine kinase 6
Exons: 1
Coding region: 120-941 (273 amino acids)
Biological process (GO): microtubule cytoskeleton organization; protein phosphorylation; intracellular signal transduction
Cellular component (GO): cytoplasm
Molecular function (GO): tau-protein kinase activity; ATP binding; protein serine/threonine kinase activity
Source: RefSeq, a predicted model, not a curated record
UGGGCACAUGGGGGCACGGGGGUGCAGGUGCCAAGCACCAUGGGUUAGGCCCGAGAUCGGAGUCCGGCCGCCCCCCGACAGCAGCCGCCUCCUGCUCCCCGCGCGCCCCGGGCGCCACCAUGUCGGGCGACAAGCUCCUGAGCGAACUUGGCUAUAAGCUGGGCCGCACGAUAGGUGAGGGCAGCUACUCCAAGGUGAAGGUAGCCACCUCCAAGAAAUAUAAAGGGACGGUGGCCAUCAAGGUGGUGGACCGUCGGCGAGCGCCUCCGGACUUCGUCAACAAGUUCCUGCCUCGAGAGCUGUCCAUCUUGCGGGGAGUACGGCACCCACACAUCGUGCACGUCUUCGAGUUCAUCGAGGUGUGCAACGGGAAGCUGUACAUCGUGAUGGAAGCAGCAGCCACCGACUUGCUGCAGGCAGUGCAGCGAAACGGGCGCAUCCCGGGGUCACAGGCGCGCGAACUCUUCUCUCAGAUUGCGGGUGCCGUGCGCUACCUGCACGACCACCACCUGGUGCACCGCGACCUCAAGUGCGAAAACGUGCUGCUGAGCCCUGACGAGCGCCGCGUCAAGCUCACAGAUUUCGGUUUCGGCCGCCAGGCGCACGGCUAUCCAGACCUGAGCACCACCUACUGCGGCUCGGCCGCCUAUGCGUCACCUGAGGUGCUCCUGGGCAUCCCCUACGACCCCAAGAAAUACGACGUAUGGAGCCUGGGCGUUGUGCUCUACGUCAUGGUCACAGGGUGCAUGCCCUUCGAUGACUCGGACAUUGCUGGCCUGCCCCGGCGCCAGAAGCGCGGCGUGCUCUACCCCGACGGCCUCGAACUGUCGGAACGAUGCAAAUCCUUGAUCGCCGAGCUGCUACAGUUCAGCCCAUCCGCCCGGCCCUCGGCGGGUCAGGUGGCGCGCAAUGGCUGGCUGCGGGCCGGGGACUCCGGCUAGGAGCCGGGGUUCUCGCUGUUCCCGCCGCACCAGGCCCUGAGCCAGGGCGGCGCACGCGCGACCGGCGAGCUUCGGGAAACCCGCGAAGUCGCCGCGCGCCACUGCGCGCGCGCCCUGUCCCUUCCCCUCCCACCACGGCGGCGGCCCACAGAGGCCCGCUGUUGGAUUCUGGUUCCUCCUGCACAACCCGAUUGCUGGAGGGCUCAUGCGCACCCUCGAUUUCUGGCGAGGAGGCCCCAAGAGGGGCGCGAAGAGAAGAGAGAGAAGCAUUGCGCCUGCGCGGAAUGAGCUCCUGCUGCGCGGUGGGUGGCAGUGGAGCGGAGAAGCUGCGGGCCGACGGUGCACUCCAAGGGCCAGGUUGGAACCUGCAAUAAAUUCGCUUUUCCUCGCAAGUGGCUUUAGCGGUGGACCAUUGUUACGGAGCAGACGGGAGGGGAGAUCUCAGCACUUUAGAGAAAGCCAUGUAUGUGGCGACUCCAGCGCCAAACCUCAAAAGGGAGUUGUGGGAUUCGAAUCUGUUCUCCAAACUGGAAAAACUUCUAGAGGUUCUGUAGUCGUUCCCUGGGAUGUGAUGAUGCUUGAAUUGGGAUUGGCAUGGGGGAAGGAGGGGACUACCUGUCGGCAGAAAAUGAGCAUUUACAGAUGUGGAAACUGAGGCCCACACAGGUGUCAACUGUGCAGACACAGCUAUUAUUUGU